Helicoverpa armigera (cotton bollworm) is the source of this 1077-nucleotide messenger RNA. Its product is annotated as probable serine/threonine-protein kinase cdc7. The coding region runs from base 208 to 606 and encodes 132 amino acids. The record is from RefSeq and is a predicted model, not a curated record. The transcript has 3 exons. Lineage: Eukaryota; Metazoa; Arthropoda; Insecta; Lepidoptera; Noctuidae.
UGAUAGCUACUAUUUUUGACAGAUGUGUGUCGUCGUGUUGUGUGGCGUCCUGUCUAUUUAUCUUUAGAAUUUUAUUAUUAUUUACAGAUUUUUUACACGAUCCUUUGUUUAGAAAUGUGUUAAAGUGUAAGACUAGAAUAGCUUAGUGUACUUAGUAAUUAUUGUUAGGAUAUUCCCGAAGGAGCGUAGAGCACAGUGUUUGGAAACAUGGAUCGUAAUAAUAUGAGGACUUCUAAUUUCAGGUCAAGCUAUGUUAGCAGUGGACCGAGGUCCCUCCCUCAUAUGGGGGGAAGUAAACGACACAAUGGGAACGGGCACUCGGCUCGGCUCAGCCCACCUGCGCAGGCGCCGCCGUCACAUGCAAACAACAACAACAAUAAUAAUAACAACAACAUCAAUACUAACCAGAAUGAUGAACUUAUUACGUACAUCUAUGAUUCUUGGAAUAAGGUGACUCGUGAACUAGAACGCGGGAGCGAAGACGCGAAAUACUACCAAGAGGUGCUUGCACCCCGUCAGCUGGCCAACUUCAGACCUUUCAACCUCGACGAGUGGUGGGCACGUCGCCUCGUCCAGAGCCUGAACCGCAACAAGCACCGGUCUUAGUUCCACACCAUUCGUUCGUGAACGACUUGACGACUGUGCCCAUUGGAAAAAAAAAACAAUUUUAUUUCGCAAUUAUAAACAUGCAUGUUGUAGCUCCCGUGUAGGAUUAGAAGUCCCCAAAAUACAGUUAACCAACCUACCGAUCUUUUUUGCCGGGACCUUCAUGGGCACUUUUUGACGCAGCAUUUAAUUUUUGGCUUCUUUAGGUUAUCUGUACAAUUGAAAAUUAAGUUCGUAUUUUUAAGGUGUGAAUUGAAAAGUUUAGACAGUAAAUCAUGUUUUACAAUUUAAGAUUUUAAUGUUUCAUUCUUACUAACGCAAAUUAUACUUUCUGAAAUACAUAUUCUAAUUUUGCAUGCUAUUCUAUCGAUUGUUUAUGGUUGUUAUGUAUUGUCAAUUAUGAAAAUAGACGAAAUGUAAACUAUAGACAAGAAAAAAAAACAGUGGGUAUGGUAACGAGUCUUUCUAAAA